Sinocyclocheilus rhinocerous is the source of this 1477-nucleotide messenger RNA. It is a transcript of the gene rab33bb, whose product is annotated as RAB33B, member RAS oncogene family b. The record is from RefSeq and is a predicted model, not a curated record. Lineage: Eukaryota; Metazoa; Chordata; Actinopteri; Cypriniformes; Cyprinidae. Gene Ontology annotation, molecular function: GTPase activity; GTP binding. The transcript is spliced from 2 exons. Bases 171 to 860 code for a protein of 229 amino acids.
CUUUGACAUCUUAUGACGGGUUGUUUUGAAAACGAGUCCAGAUUUCUCUUAUUGAAGGGGAAGUUCUUGUAAUCAGAAACCAUCAGUCAUGGGCAUGUGAGGAGUGCUCUGAACUUUUAGCCUCAUUUUAACAUCCAUUUCACAUGUUUGUUUCGACACUGGAACGGUAGAUGGAUUCGUCUUUAGAGAGCUCCACUUCAUCGAACGGUAACCCGGUGCGCUGCCGGUGUCGUACCUGUAAGAUCAUUGUGAUUGGAGAUGCCGGUGUCGGUAAGACUUGUUUGACUCACCGCUUCUGCACCGGACAAUUUCCCAGCAGAACGGAGGCUACAAUCGGGGUGGAUUUUCGUGAGAAACUUCUUGAUUUAGAAGGCGAGAAAAUUAAAGUACAGCUGUGGGACACGGCUGGUCAGGAGCGUUUUCGUAAAAGCAUGGUGCAGCACUACUAUCGCAAUGUGCACGGAAUUGUUUUUGUCUUCGAUGUCACUAACUCCACUAGUUUCUGCAAUCUUCCCAUGUGGAUGGACGAAUGCCGUCAGCACUCUCUUGGUCUGGAUAUACCCCGUGCUCUCGUUUGCAACAAGACCGAUCUGGUUACUUCGCCGACUGCUUCUGUGUUAAUCGAUCAGGCUCGACAUUUGGCUGAAGUCCACGGAAUGUCUUUUUAUAUUACUUCAGCCAAAGGUCGCAAAGGGGACCUGGUGGACAGCAUCUUUGUGACAUUGGCACAGAGGUUGAAGAGCCAGAGAAGGGAGAGUGUGAAUGAAUUGGUGUUACAGUGCAGAUCUGAGAGCUUCAAUAUCCCAGCAAAAGUGAUAACAGCACAGGAGAACAAGAAGAAAUGGACUUGCAUCUGCUGACAGAUGAAUGAACAUAAGAGUUAUGUGCUUAAUUCAGUAUGUCCACUAAAUAGGCACAUAAACAGCAGUAUGAACUUUGAGAAUAACAGAUCAAUGGUCUUGUGUCAGUGUGUGAUGGCAUGAAGGCUGGUUUAAAUGCCAAUUGCAGUUUUGAUUUUUAUAGUCAUCUGACUCUCAUGGUUUGGUAGACAAGGUCAAGGUUACUUCACACAACAUUAUCUGUAUGAAGCAAUGCCUCAUAAUGAAACAAACAGCAAGAAUGUGAGAUUUGAUUUGAUUUCCAGUUUCUUUGGGGGCUUUACUUGCUGUUGAUUUUGAUCCUUAAACUUUUAGCAGACAACAGCAAGAGCAACUUCUUGUCAAGAAUAAUGUUGGACAUUAAUUGAGGUUGAUAGUUAUCAGUUUGCUCCAAAAUAACUUGUGUAGAUGUCCAAUUUUCAACCACUUUCAACCCCUUUGCUUUAUCCUGGAGUUAUGAGACUAAAGUGAACCUUUUUCCUGACAGCUGAACCUUUUUCUCUUUGUGCUGGGUCAAAGCUAUAGUGACUAACCACAUCCACAUCCAUGUAACCCAAUUUAAAUAUACUGUAUAUACAGGUAGCAAAUUGUUUGUAUGA